AUGUCAGCUGUAGAUCCAGGUAGCAAUGUCAAAGCUGUUGUCAAUGGUGGAUCUGCCAUUGCCAUUGCCGGCCUUUUGCGCAACCAUCAGGAACUGAAGCAGAGGCAGGGACUAUUCCAAGGCAAACAGACGGACUUCUUCCGUUACAAGAGAUUCGCGAGGGCACUGCAUUCCGAGGAGUAUGUCAACAAGUCUGCGAGACAGCCAGAGGUGUACCCAUCUGUGCCCUCAAGCAAGAUCGAGGGCCAACUCAAGUCACGUGAGAUCUUCAUUGAACUUAUAAAGGCACAGCUGGUGAUCCCAGUGAAAAAACUGCACAGUCAAGAAUGCAAAGAGCACGGAUUGAAACCAAGUAAGGACUUUCCCAACUUGAUUGUAUCGAACAAAGCACAAUUGGAGGCCGAUGAGUAUUUCGUUUGGAACUACAACCCCAGAACCUACAUGGACUACGUUAUUGUGAUUGGUGUUGUGUCCAUAAUAUUGGCGCUUGUGUGCUACCCAUUGUGGCCGCGGUCCAUGAGACGCGGCUCCUACUACGUAUCCCUGGGUGCCUUUGGCAUCUUGGCAGGCUUCUUCGCCGUCGCUAUUCUAAGAUUGAUUAUAUAUGUUUUGUCGUUGGUUGCGUACAGAGAUGUAGGCGGGUUCUGGAUAUUCCCCAACCUGUUCGAAGACUGCGGUGUGUUAGAGAGUUUCAAGCCAUUUUACGGGUUUGGAGAAAAGGACACAUACAGCUACAAAAAGAAACUAAAAAGAAUGAAGAAAAAACAAGCCAAGAGAGAAAGUAAUAAGAAGAAAGCUAUCGAUGAGAAAACCGAACAAAACUAA
Molecule: messenger RNA, 825 nt
Organism: Saccharomyces kudriavzevii IFO 1802
Lineage: Eukaryota; Fungi; Ascomycota; Saccharomycetes; Saccharomycetales; Saccharomycetaceae
Gene: SEC62
Product: Sec63 complex subunit SEC62
Exons: 1
Coding region: 1-825 (274 amino acids)
Biological process (GO): post-translational protein targeting to membrane, translocation
Cellular component (GO): endoplasmic reticulum; endoplasmic reticulum membrane
Source: RefSeq, a predicted model, not a curated record